UCCUUUUCUACCUUUCCCAUACUAGCUUCCCCUUUCAACUUGUCCUUUGGACUGAGCUAGGGUAGGGGUGGGGGGACUGCAGAAGAGCUGCAGAGAAGAAGACCCCUGGCCAAGGCCCGAGAUGAGAUCGCAGCUUCUGCUGCUGCUGGUCCUCUUCUGGAGGAGUGAGUGGGCUGGUUCCGAGAAGGGGCAGACACUGCCAGAGAUAAGCCUGUGGCCACGAACGACAGAAGAUCGGGAUGUACAGGCGGAGAUAGGAGGGCGAUUCCACCUCAGCUUGUUUCCAAGGAGACAGGACUGCUCCCUGAGUAUCACUGAUGCCCGGAAAGCAGACAGCGGAAGAUACUUCCUGGAGGUGGCCAUUGGAAAGUCACGGAAACACAGUUACUUGGAUUUUAAAGUUUAUGUGAAUGUGACAGCCAGACAUCUAUGUUCCCCAAACCCUGGGGGCUGGGCAUCCUGUGACCCUGAACUGCACAUUUCCUGGGGUCUGUAUGGAGGCGAUACCCCCCAUCUUCUUCUGGAGAGGGGCAGCCCUUUCCUCCAGGAUCCUGACAGUGAGCCAGCCUCUUCGUCGGAGAUCUCUCUGACUCCAAUGCCCCGAGUCCACGGCUCCAGCCUCACUUGUCGAGCAACUUUCGCUAGAGGGCAUGUGAGCACAGACUUAACCUGUCCUGUGAGUGCUGAAAGCAGGGGACCCAGAAGAGAGUGAACUGGAAAGAAGAUGGUCCAGAACUUGAGAUAUAGGAUGAUAUUGAAUGGUCAAGACAUCUGGGGCCCUGGGGCAGGGGGGAUAUGCUGGAGAAUUCUUUCAUUUUCUACCCUUGUUUCUGGGGCUAAAGGUCCCUAUCUCAUCCCAAUGCUGAGGAAAAAGCAUCCUGUUCCGCCCAAAAGUCACCUACAACUUUCCAUUUCAGAUACACCGAAGAACUUGACCAUCCAUGUUGUGUGGGGAAACAAGACAGGUAUUAUCAGGGAUCUAUGGGCAGGGCU
This is a messenger RNA of Phascolarctos cinereus (koala), 993 nucleotides long. NCBI's taxonomy places the organism in Eukaryota, Metazoa, Chordata, Mammalia, Diprotodontia, Phascolarctidae. The record is from RefSeq and is a predicted model, not a curated record.